Molecule: messenger RNA, 351 nt
Organism: Anoplophora glabripennis (Asian longhorned beetle)
Lineage: Eukaryota; Metazoa; Arthropoda; Insecta; Coleoptera; Cerambycidae
Product: prostatic spermine-binding protein-like
Exons: 2
Coding region: 1-351 (116 amino acids)
Source: RefSeq, a predicted model, not a curated record
AUGAGGAAUGAUGAUGGCGAUGUAGAUGAUAGUGAUGUAGAUCAUGGCGAUAUAGGUCACGGUGAUGUAAAUGCUGGCGAUGUAGAUGUAGAUGAUGGUGAUGUUGAUGAUAACGAUAUAGAUGAUGGUAAUGUAGAUGAUAGUGCUGGAAAUUAUAGUGCAGAAUAUUAUGGUGAUGUAGAUGAUUAUGUAGAUGAUGGCGAUGUGGAUGAUACUGAUGUAGAUGUUGGUGCUGUAGAUGAUGGCGCUGUAGAUGAUGGUGAUGUAAAUGAUGGUGAUGUAGAUGAUAGUAACGUGGAUGAUUGUAUUGAUGAUUUAAAAACCAUUCGAGCAAAACAGUGCUCCGCGUAG